UUCUUUCAGAGAAAACAACAAAGAAAAACACAUAUCUUCAAAAUAAAAAUAUAAAAAAAAAAUCCACAGAUUUUUUCUCCUCUUUUUCUACUUUCCUGUUAUUCAUAAACCCACCAUUGAAGAUCAAUAACAACAAAACAUAAAAAAAAAAAAAAAUUAAAUUUGUAGAAUGAAUGAAUGAUGGUUUUUUUUUAUGCAGGAUGCAGAAUGACUCCUGUUUCGGUUUGGAAGAUUAACACCCCUAAUAGUAAAUACUACAAAUAGUACUUACUAUACAGAAUGCGCGCCACAUAAAAAUCGCGCACAUCCCAAUACUACUACCUCCAGUUGUUCGAUUCAUUCCAGAACUUCACUAAUUCCGAGGCCGAUUUUGCUAACAUACGCUUGCUUCUUUCAUUUCCUUCUCCUUCAUAUAUCCUCCAUAACCCUUCAUUUCCAACUCCUCUGAUAAAACGAAGUCGUUUUCAGGAGAGAGAAAAUUCAAAAAUUAUGGACCCAUGUCCGUUCGUCCGGCUAACCGUCGGAAACCUAGCAUUAAAACUUCCAGUACCAACAAAACCAGCAAGAACAGUAAUCCACCCAACAUCAAGCCCAUGUUUUUGUAAAAUAAAACUAAAAGGUUUCCCAACUCACACCGCUGUAAUCCCUUACAUUCCGCCGGAAAACACGAAUUCCGACGCAACAAACCACCCUUACCCUCAACCAAUAGCGGCGACUUUUCAUUUAAGCGUCGAAGAUUUAAACAAGUUGUUAAAGAAGUCUAUUUUCGGUGGAAGUUUGGUUUUGAAGAUAUCUAUAUUUACUGGGAGAAUUGGUGGUUCUUGUGGGGUAAAAAAAUCUGGGAGAUUAUUGGGGAAAGUUACAGUACCUUUGGAUCUUAAAGGAAGUGAAAUUAAAGGAGUUGUUUUUUAUAAUGGAUGGAUUUGUAUUGGUAAAGAGAGUAAAGAUGAAUCAUGUGUUUCACAAUUUCAUCUUAAUGUAAGAGCUGAUCCUGAUCCUAGAUUUGUAUUUCAGUUUGAUGGUGAACCUGAGUGUAGUCCUCAAGUUUUGAUGAUCAAAGGGAAUAUUCGUCAACCGGUUUUUACUUGUAAUUUUAGUUUUCGGAGUAAUACUUCUUCUAAUCAUCAUCGACGUUCUAGAUCAUCAGAGCAAGGAAGUGGAAGAGGGUGGUUGAGCACGUUUGGGAGCGAAAGAGAGAGACCAGGAAAAGAGAGAAAAGGGUGGUCAAUUACGGUUCAUGACUUAUCCGGUUCACCAGUAGCAGCGGCGUCAAUGGUAACACCAUUCGUAGCAUCACCUGGUUCAGACCGAGUAAGCCGGUCUAACCCAGGUUCAUGGUUGAUCCUAAGACCGGGUGAGGGGACGUGGAAGCCGUGGGGCCGGCUCGAGGCGUGGAGAGAAAGAGGAGCCAAUGAUGGGCUAGGGUAUAAGUUCGAGCUCAUAUCCGAUAUGAACGCCAAUGUAGGAGUUGUGCUAGCCGAGUCUACACUAAACACUUCUAAAGGCGGGAAGUUUUCAAUUGACUUGGGCUGCGCCCAAUUCAAUAAUAGUAAUAGUAAUAGUAAUGCGAGUGGUUCAAACAGAGGGACUCGUUCCCCCGGAUGUAGUCCAAGAAGAGGAGGUAGUGGGGAUUUUGGGACGAGUUUGUGGCCAUACAAUGCUUACAGAGGGUUUGUGAUGGCGGCGCGUGUAGAAGGGGAAGGCAAGUGUAGUAAGCCGACUGUGGAGGUGAGUGUGCAGCACGUCAGUUGCACGGAAGAUGUUGCGGCAUAUGUGGCAUUGGCUGCUGCUGUUGAUCUGAGCAUUGACGCUUGUAGGCUUUUCUCUCAGAAGCUGAGGAAGGAGCUUUGCCAGAAUAAUGAUCAGGGUAGCUGACACUAUUUGUUUUUUUGGGUUAAUUUUGCUUCUAUUUUUCUCAAGUUUUGGGUAAUUUUUAGUGAGUGAUGAAGUUUGUACUCCGUCGACUUUUUUAGAUGGUUUAGUACUAUUAUUAGCAACUACUAACCAGAUUAAGGGUGGGGGGGGGGGGGAACUGUGUAUAGUAGGGUGUAGAUUUCAGCAGCCAAAUACUCCUAGUAGGGAGGGUAAAUCUAUUUUACCACUUUAUUUUAUGUGUGGCUUGUAUAAGAUCUUUGUGUUUUUUACUUAAAAACAGUGUAAGAUCGAGUUUUGAACUUUUAAUAUUGUUAGCUUAUAACUCAACUUAGCUUAAAAUUCAACAUGAGUUCGGAAAAUAGAAAUCAAAUUUAAUGACAUGUAAUGUUUAUCUUGUUAA
Messenger RNA from Beta vulgaris subsp. vulgaris (sugar beet), 2275 nucleotides. RefSeq lists its product as hypothetical. Bases 490 to 1875 code for a protein of 461 amino acids. Lineage: Eukaryota; Viridiplantae; Streptophyta; Magnoliopsida; Caryophyllales; Amaranthaceae. The record is from RefSeq and is a predicted model, not a curated record. The transcript has 2 exons.